Molecule: messenger RNA, 742 nt
Organism: Paralichthys olivaceus (Japanese flounder)
Lineage: Eukaryota; Metazoa; Chordata; Actinopteri; Pleuronectiformes; Paralichthyidae
Source: RefSeq, a predicted model, not a curated record
AUGGCCGCUCACACCAGAGGGGCCCGGUUCUUCAGGAGCCUGCUGAGCCGGUGCAGGACCCCGGGGGGCGGCUGCCGGUCUCCUGUGGCGGCAGCCGGCACGUGGAGCUCCGGGCUGUCCCACCUGUCUCACCCGGACCUGUACCGGCUCUCGAUCACGGACCCGGAUCAGUUCUGGGGAGCCGCCGCUGACAGACUCCGCUGGAUGGAGCCUUUCCACCGGGUACAGGACUGCGACCUGAGCCGCGGGAGGAUCCGCUGGUUCCUGGGAGGAAAGAUGAACGUGUCCGUGAACUGUCUGGACGUCCAUGUUGACAAACAUCCGGACCGAGUGGCUCUGAUCUGGGAGCGGGACGAACCCGGCACUGAGGUGAAGGUCACAUACAGGGAGCUGCUGGAGACCACCUGCCGGCUCGCCAACACGCUGAAGAGCCAUGGGAUCCAGAAGGGUGACAGGGUGGCCAUCUACAUGCCGACCUCCCCGCUGGCCGUGGCGGCCAUGUUGGCGUGUGCUCGCAUUGGAGCGGUACACACGGUGGUGUUCGCUGGUUUCAGCUCAGAGGCUCUGGCAGGGAGGAUCCAGGACGGCAACAACUACGUGUUUGAUCACCGGGACGGAGACGUGUUUGGCUGCGUGGCGGAUAUCGGCUGGAUCACCGGUCACAGUUAUGUCAUCUAUGGCCCUCUGUGCAAUGGCGCUACUACAGUCCUGUUUGAGAGCACACCUGUUUACCCAAACCCAG